AACGCCAAACUUAUUUACUAUACUAUUUAUACAAAAAACAAGUUAGCAGGCAGGAACAAAGGAAAUACCUGAAAGUUUUUUAAUAAAAAUGUAUACAUAAUAAAGAAAAACGUGCCACAAAUAAUUUUUACUUAUUAACAGCGUAAUCGGUAGUGUGAGAAAGAAGUUUCUUGAAUUAUUUUACAUCGUUUUUAAAGGUUUUUAAUUACGUGUAUACAAAAAAAAUUUGCGCAUUCAGUGAAGAUGGCAUCUGAAAUUGAAAUUGUGAAUAUAGGAAAUUUGGAGAAAAUACAAAAUUUUCUAAAUGAUUCCGCUUACAAAGAAAUACUUGAGAAUAGUGAAAAUUUCAAUACUCGCCUCUGUAUUGAACGACGUUUACGUAUGCCUUUCUUGGAUACCCAAACGGGUGUAGCACAAACACAUUGUGAGCUCUUCAUGAAGAAGAGACAACGUAUGCCCGGUUUUCGCGAUGGCCAAAUCUACACUUAUCCCUCAGCACGUUGGCGUAAACCGAAGAGACAAUAUUUACUCAAUCAUCAUCAUAGUUAUCGAGCGUAUCAAUAUCGUGAACCACACCACUAUCAUCAUCAUACUAACUCCUCGGCUGCAAGGGACCAUCACCAAUCGGAAAGUGCAGCUAUCGCAGCUGCAGAUGGAAAUUCAAUGAGCGCUUCGGGUGACAAUGAUAGUAAAGACUCACAUCCAAAUGCUGAAAAAGAGUGGUUCCACGAAGAUAUGGAUAUAUCACAUUAUCAUCAUGUAGAUGACUUCGAAGAAGAUUUUGAAUCAGAUAACGAUUUCGAUGAAUCAUACAGUAGUCGUGGCAAACGUAAACGUGGAUCACGUUCGCGAAGAGUAAAUACUACUUUGGAUGGUACCCCAAAACGUGGACGUAAAGCACGCCGACGCACAACUGGUCCUGAUGGUGAAGUUGUUGAUGGACGUCGACGACGUGGUGGUAAUAAUACUGCAGUGGCAGCGGCAUCUGCAGCAGCUGCUGCAGCCGCACAUGUUCCACCUAUAGUUGCUAGCAAUUCAAAUUCAGCUUCACCGAUUGCCACGCAUGACGAGACAUCUCAAUCAUUACUUGGUGUACCGACCACAGUAGUGCCGCAUUUGUCUACACUUGAUAAAUCAACCAGUGAUACUGGUGCUUCAAAUGAUGCUACAUCAUUGGCUAGUACUAGUGCAACAUCACCUGUUGCUCCGGCAACUCUUGCAGGUGCAAUUACACCCGCCAUUAACGCAAGUCCCAAAAAGGAACCUAAGAAUAAAUUACGUGCUGAUCGUGAAAUAGCGCAACCAUCACCGUAUUGUGAUUUUUGUUUAGGCGAUCAACGUGAAAAUAAAAAAACAAAUCUACCCGAAGAGCUGGUAUCAUGUUCAGAUUGUGGUCGUUCUGGACAUCCUACUUGCUUACAAUUCACACCGAACAUGAUUAUUUCAGUGAAGAGAUAUCGUUGGCAAUGUAUUGAAUGCAAAUACUGUUCGAUAUGUGGCACCUCUGAUAAUGAUGAUCAGUUAUUAUUUUGUGAUGACUGCGAUCGUGGUUAUCAUAUGUAUUGUUUGUCACCGCCAUUGAUAACACCACCUGAAGGUUCGUGGAGUUGUAAGCUAUGUAUGGAAGAAUUCCAUAAGGAAAAUCAGUAAAACCAUUAGCGUCAAGCUUAAUGCAGUUGGUAAUCGUUAACAUUUAAUUAUAAAAUGUGGGUAUGUAUGAUUACGUUGCGCUGGACUUUAUUUACAUUAAUCUAUCGUUUAGAUAUACAUAAACCAUUAGACCGGAACAGAAUUAAAAAUUAGUUAUUCGGCAAAAUUUGUAUAGUUAAUCUUGGCGGCUUAUAGAGAAAUUUUUCUCGAUCACUAAUACUUCUAUGACUUUAGUACUAAUUCUAACAGAGGAGAACUUAACUAUUAUUUUUCGUUGCACAGUAACGUAAUUAUUUUUAUAAUUCAUCU
This is a messenger RNA of Teleopsis dalmanni, 1959 nucleotides long. Its product is annotated as zinc finger protein DPF3-like. NCBI's taxonomy places the organism in Eukaryota, Metazoa, Arthropoda, Insecta, Diptera, Diopsidae. The record is from RefSeq and is a predicted model, not a curated record. Bases 244 to 1650 code for a protein of 468 amino acids. Gene Ontology annotation, cellular component: nBAF complex. Gene Ontology annotation, biological process: nervous system development. The transcript has 3 exons.